Messenger RNA from Adineta steineri, 644 nucleotides. Lineage: Eukaryota; Metazoa; Rotifera; Eurotatoria; Adinetida; Adinetidae. The record is from the annotation of a GenBank genome assembly.
AAUCGUAAAUUUUUAAAUGAAUGACAGAUCUGAUAUUAGAUUUUUUAGUAGACUUUCUGUCUUAUUUUUGUCUAUAUUUAGAGUCUGAAGGCAAUUGGGUGUCAAACGGUGAUGCAGAGACUGGUCCUUGUGAAACAGGUUAUGGUGUGACGCAUCCAACAGAUUGGUCUUAUAGUGGAACGAAUAUACAAAUGUAUUACGGGAAUUUCGAAGGAGAUCAAAUGCUUACUAGUCCAGGACCUAGUAAUCGUGGAAAAUGUCAUUUCUAUGGUGGAUGCUCGGCUGUAUCUACAAUGUGGCAAACUGGUAAUAUGACCAUUUCAAUCAAUGCUCGUCUUAUUGAUAAUCAAGAAGUUAAGUUUAAUUUCUCUGCAUGGAUUGGUGGUUAUUUAGAUCAAGAUGAUAAUGCUCAAGUGUCGUUAACAUUCUUAAAUCAAAGCAAUCAAAAUGUGGGCAAUAGCACCAUUCUUGGGCCGGUAUUAGCUAUAGAUCGUGAUAAUAUAACAUCACUACUCUUUCGACAAGCUACUGGUCUUGUACCGGUUGGUGCCCGUGCGUUCAUAGUUCAAGUGACUAUGACACUUGUAGUCGGUUCCUACAAUGAUGGUGAUAUCGAUAAUAUUGCACUUCUCUUAUAUCAAUGA